CAAGCAUCACCAUCGUCACAACACGGAAGCAGGCGGCACACUGGAGGGGGGCAGGAGGCAGACACGGGGGACCGGGAUCGCCUAAAGCCAAGAAACGAGCAAAUCACCCACCGAAAUCCUCUCUUUAAAAUAAUCCGACGCAGUGAGCAGCAAAGAAAAAUUGUGAUUUAAGGGAAAAGGCGGGCUAAAAGGGAGCAUCAUGGCGCUCAUUCCCUCCCAGGUUCUUCGCAUGACCAUACUGCUGUCCUACUUCUCCAUCCUGUGCCACUACAAGGCUCUGGACAUGCCGGCUCACCAAACCUACGGAGGCAGCUGGAAGUUCCUCACCUUCAUCGACCUGGUGAUCCAGGCGGUGUUUUUCGCUGUGUGUGUGCUGAUCGAUGUCUCCAGUCUACUGACAAAAGGAGGAGAAAAUAGGGAGCAGGAAAGGCAGCUGAGGAAGCUGAUUAGCCUCAGGGAUUGGUUGAUGGCCGUGCUGGCGUUCCCUGUUGGAGCGUUUGUAGUGUUCACUUUCUGGAGUCUCUACCUCUAUGACCGAGAGCUGGUCUACCCCAAACUCCUCGACAACUUCAUUCCUCAAUGGCUCAACCAUGGCAUGCACACUACAGUUCUGCCGUUUAUUAUCAUCGAGAUGCGGACCACACACCAUCGCUACCCGGAUAGAUCAUGUGGCCUGGCGGCCGUGUGCUCCUUCGGCGUGGGGUACAUCCUCUGGACUUGCUGGGUCCACCAUGUGACAGGCGUUUGGGUGUACCCCAUCCUCGAGCGUAUCACGCCGCUGGCCCGUGUCCUCUUUUUCAGUGCACUCACUGCGGUUCUUUGCAUUUUCUACGUCCUUGGAGAGAUCCUCAACAGCUACGUCUGGUACAAACCGCACACAGGAAAGGUCAAAGGUGAGUGAACCUUCUUGGGCAUCACAUUAGGCCUUGCCAGCACACAUGAGGAUGGGGGGUCACACCCUGCCCACCUGGACAGCACAAAGAUAACCUCAGUGGAUCUGCAAGAUAUUGCUACCUUUUACUUUCAUCCAUUAACAUGAGGGACAUGUAAACAAACCAAAUGGCUGCUGAUGUUGGCUUUUUUAUAAACACGCAUUAGAUGGUACAUGUGUCUCAAAUGAAAGACUUCUGUCAGUACUCUUCAAUUAGUAUACUGUGUAGCCUAUUAAGUUUCUGAGUGUGUGAAUGCUGUCACUGAAGUACUGUCCCAAAUCUUCUACUGUUUUUUAUGCAAUUAACAGAAAUAACCAUUACAAACUUGUCUAACUUUAUAGAUUGAAUACUCUGUGCUGUGUCUCAAUUGGUGCACUUUGAUUCUUAAACUUAGUCCUUCAAGUGCGUUAGUGUCCACACUUAGAAGUACGAUAAAAAGCAUUACAUACACUGUCUGUAUCCGGAUGUUGUAUUUCGAACACUGAAAUUAGUGAGUGUGCGGUGAUAGGACACUUACCUCUCUCUACAUUCGUCAUCUUGGCUACGUAACGGACGGUAAUAGGCUAACUUGUGUGGUUGCAUAUUAUUUUAAAAAGGAAUGGUUAUUUCUGGCAAAUGUACAGUAUCAGUAAGUCCAGGGUGUACGCCGCCUUCUGCCCGAAUGCAGUUGGCAUAGGCUCCAGCCACCCCCAUUACCCUGAGAGGGAUUAGCGGUAGAAAAUGGAGGGCAUUUGUAAUGGUACCACAUUGUCAACAUUCACACACUCAGGAUUUAAGUAAAAAGUGUACUGAUGAUAGGAUUCCAUUGACUGCAACAUUCAUUUGUUCACAUAUCUUUGUAGUCUUCACAUCUCCUGACAGGUCAAAGCCUUGAUGUCAGGGUGGUUUUAGAUCAAAAGUCAUCUAAGUUUACAAGGUGUCAAAAAAUAUUUUGCGAUAAACCCCAUCAAAUCAUACAUCACAUGAAAGGCCUCGAUAAGGGCUCUCCAUACAAGUUGUUCAUGGUUGCCAUUAUUUCUUCAAGUAUUCUUGUAAUUCUUCCCCCUGUGACGAUGCAAUGACUUGAAUGUUAAAAAGCUUGCAAACCAACAAAAACAAUGAAUACUACUUAUGUUUUAUUUUGGGUUGAGGGUUGUUUAAGUAUAUUACUUGUUGGUCGUGGAGAAACACAUCCACAGGCUGAUGAACUCUGCAAAUAAACAAUAUUUAUUGGGUCAAAACAGGUCAACAUCAAUUCUCUGAUCAAUAAACUAAGUUGUUUUCAGUCAA
This is a messenger RNA of Nerophis ophidion (straightnose pipefish), 2201 nucleotides long. RefSeq names its product androgen-induced 1 (H. sapiens) (gene aig1). Bases 200 to 901 code for a protein of 233 amino acids. The transcript is spliced from 6 exons. The record is from RefSeq and is a predicted model, not a curated record. NCBI's taxonomy places the organism in Eukaryota, Metazoa, Chordata, Actinopteri, Syngnathiformes, Syngnathidae. Gene Ontology annotation, cellular component: membrane; endomembrane system.